UUCCCUCUGAGCAGCACCAAGAACCUCGCCUCGCCCUUUUGUAUCACUAGCUGUUCACUACCUCAUCGUCUCGAUCUGGUUGUUGUAACUUGUAAGUCAAUCCUCUGCCCGUCUUCUUCAUGAUCUCUCCUAUCUCGUAUUUCAGUUUCCCUGUCUUUCUUCAUCGUCAUCUCUCUCUCUCUCUCUCUCUCUCUCUCUCUCUCUCUGAUACACCCACACACCAAACGAAAAUUCCAUUUGCUUGAUUAGCUUCUUAUAAAAGAUAUCUCCGACACAUUCAUCGGGUUCUUAAACUAUACUCCACCCUCUCUCACCCGCCCCUCCGACCUACCGCUCACCUUCUCCUUCUCCUCUCCCCUUUCUUUUUUCCAACCACUGCCCCUUUUAGGCUUUUAAUCCAUCAAUCUCAACAGCAACCCGUUUCUCUUCUAUCCGAGCAACAGAGAUGAAGCCAUCGCUGCUGCAGCAGAUCCACAACACCCGCCGGAGCAACAGCCUUCGAUCAUCAUCAUCCCCGCAGGAUGGCGGCAGCGGAGCCGCCGAAGCCGCCUUUCGCUCCCCCGCUGGCGCCUUCUGGCUCCUCCUUCAUGCUCUCUGCUGCCUCAUCAGCCUUAUCCUCGGCUUCCGCUUCUCCCGCCUUGUCUUUUUCAUCAUUUUCUCUUCCACGGUCACUAAUAUCUACACCAACUCCCCUGUAUUCAGCGCCACGACGACAACGACUACCACGACGACCACGACGACCACCACCACCCACACCGAAACCUUAACCCUACCCUUGCCGCCACCGGCCGCUGAUAUUCUGGCGCCGAACCGCACCAGGAGCCGCGUGGUGGUCGGCCGUCACGGGAUCCGGAUCCGGCCAUGGCCGCACCCCAACCCGGCCGAGGUGAUGCGUGCGCACCACAUCAUGGAGCGGGUGCAGCGGGAGCAGAGGAUUCAGUACGGCGUUAAGGAAUCCCGCCCCAUCAUCGUUGUUACACCGACUUACGUCCGCACCUUUCAGGCGCUACAUCUCACAGGCAUCACCCACUCUCUUAUGCUUCUUCCUUACAAUCUGACCUGGAUAGUGGUCGAAGCCGGUGGUGUUACAAACGAGACCGCCGGAAUUCUAGAAAGAUCCCGUCUCCCGUUCCUCCACAUCCCCUUUAUCGAGAAAAUCCCUCUUCGUUGGACCGACCGACACCGGAUGGAAGCCCGCAUGCGCCUCCAUGCCCUCAGGUUGGUGAAAGAGCGGAUGUUGGAUGGGAUUGUAGUGUUUGCCGAUGAUAGCAAUAUGCAUAGCAUGGAGUUGUUUGAUGAAGUCCAGAAGGUGAAGUGGGUGGGGGCGCUUUCUGUCGGAAUUCUUGCACAUUCAGGCAAUUCCAAGCCGAUGUCUGAUAAAGAGCCAACUGAGGAGGAGAAGCAGAAUGCUCCGUUGCCUAUUCAGGGUCCGGCUUGUAACUCCUCUGGUCACUUGAUCGGCUGGCAUACCUUCAAUUCUUUACCAUAUGCGGAUAAGAGUGCGACCCUUGUAGGCGAGAUAGGAACUGUGCUGCCCAUGAAGCUGGAAUGGUCUGGGUUUGUGUUGAACUCUAGGGUGCUCUGGGAAGACGUUGAGAGUAAGCCGGAUUGGUUCAGGAAUCUGGAUGAUGUGGGGAAGGAUGGGGAGGAGAUUGAGAGUCCGUUGGCUUUGCUCAAGGAUCCAUCUUUUAUUGAGCCGCUGGGGAACUGUGGGAAGAAGGUGCUUCUAUGGUGGCUCCGUGCUGAAGCCAGAGCGGACAGCAAGUUUCCCCCUGGAUGGAUCAUCGAUCCUCCUCUGGAGAUCAUUGUCCCUGCAAAGAGAACUCCAUGGCCAGAGAUUCCCCCAGUCCUUCCCCAUGAGACUGUCUCCAGCAUCCAAGAACAUACAGAAAAACAGUCCACGAGGUCCGGUAGAUCUUCCAGACCGAGACGAGCUUCUCGCAGCAAGAAGAAGCAUGACCCUCUUGCUCAGAUUUCUGUAGCGGCCCAAAAGCAACAAAACUGAGGCUACAAAGAUCCAUCUGUACAGGCAUACUUCUGUUACUCUACACUAUUCUACUACAAUAUCAAUAGCUUUGCUUGGCUUGCCUUUCAUUGUUGCAGCUCUACCGAAUCCUUAAGGCUUCAUUUGGGACCGUUUUUUUCCUGCUUCUUGAAGCAGCUUUAUAGUAUAAAAAUUAAAUUUUUUGUACUAAAAAACUGCUUCAAGAAGCAGUAAAAAAAGCCGAAGUUGCCCAAUUUUACUGCUUAUUGCGCAGAAGAAACGCUAUUGAUUUGAGGAGUUCUAGGCUUUUCACAAAAUUCAAGCUGCUGUGGAUGUUUCUCUGAAGAUUUUUUCUGCAAGAUGAACGAGUAGUUUUCAUAAGCGUUUGGUUAUUAGGUCUGAUAUUAUAGUAUUUGAUCUUGCAGUAUUCUAUUAUUCAUUGACUUGUAUUCCUACAAAGAUACUUGUUGCCAUACAAGUUGUGUGUCAGACUUGCAUCAGUCCACAUUAUUUAUCUGAUUAAUUUUAUAGAUUUGCUUCCUAUUCA
Molecule: messenger RNA, 2531 nt
Organism: Dendrobium catenatum
Lineage: Eukaryota; Viridiplantae; Streptophyta; Magnoliopsida; Asparagales; Orchidaceae
Product: probable beta-1,4-xylosyltransferase IRX14
Exons: 3
Coding region: 446-2005 (519 amino acids)
Biological process (GO): glucuronoxylan biosynthetic process; plant-type secondary cell wall biogenesis
Cellular component (GO): Golgi membrane
Molecular function (GO): xylosyltransferase activity; galactosylgalactosylxylosylprotein 3-beta-glucuronosyltransferase activity
Source: RefSeq, a predicted model, not a curated record